Alternaria arborescens is the source of this 405-nucleotide messenger RNA. RefSeq lists its product as hypothetical. The record is from RefSeq and is a predicted model, not a curated record. The transcript has a single exon. The coding region runs from base 1 to 405 and encodes 134 amino acids. Lineage: Eukaryota; Fungi; Ascomycota; Dothideomycetes; Pleosporales; Pleosporaceae.
AUGUCUAUCCUCCAACACCCUUCAAAAGCAUGUGCACCACCUCCCUCGCAGCAAAACUCAAAAUCUGCCCCAGUCCCCACACCAUCUCAUCCCGCACUACCACCACCCUUCCAACAUCCUCUUGGCACCAUACCCCACGCAAUACGAGGCUACCUCUCGACCUUCUCGAAUAUACAAGUAGAAGGGAAGCCGUAUGAUUGCUGCUCAGCGUGCAGUGACAGGGUGCUCGAGGCUUACAACGCAAAUCCCUGGGAGUUCAUCUCUAGGGCGUUGAACGAAAAAGGCUGGGUCGAGGAGAUGAGUGGCUUAAAGGAGGUGCAGAGAAGAGCUGAUGAGGCGGCGGCAAAUGUAGAAUGGGAUGAGGAGGAUGAAGGAGGAUUGGACGAAGAGGGCGAGAUGCUUUGA